Molecule: messenger RNA, 2637 nt
Organism: Pisolithus orientalis
Lineage: Eukaryota; Fungi; Basidiomycota; Agaricomycetes; Boletales; Pisolithaceae
Product: heat shock protein 70 family
Exons: 5
Coding region: 122-2500 (792 amino acids)
Biological process (GO): protein folding
Cellular component (GO): cytosol; nucleus
Molecular function (GO): ATP-dependent protein folding chaperone; ATP binding
Source: RefSeq, a predicted model, not a curated record
GACAGGACCACUCCUCGAAAUAUAUUUUAGCCAACCCAAACCAAAAAACGCGACCCACCGUCUCUUAUCUCGUCUACGACCACAAACCUAGUCUGUCUGACACGUCCUUAACGAUCUCAGAAUGUCAGUCGUUGGUAUCGAUUUUGGCACGCUCCACAGCAAGAUCGGCGUUGCAAGAAACAGAGGAAUCGAUAUCAUCGUUAACGAGGUCUCUAACCGUGCUACUCCAUCUCUAGUCGCCUUCGGGCCAAAACAACGUGCGAUUGGCGAGCCAGCCAAAACGCAGGAAAUAUCCAAUUUCAAAAACACAGUCGGGUGCUUGAAGCGUCUGAUUGGCCGGACAGUCAAUGAUCCAGAGCUUAAUGACGAGCGAAAGUUCCUUCACGCUACUCUCGUCGAUGUGAAUGGCACCGUCGGUGCGGAGGUGGAUUAUCUCGGAGAGAGACAAAGGUUUUCUGCCACUCAGCUAGUCUCGAUGUACUUGGGAAAGUUGCGAGACAUCACCUCAGGGGAACUCAAAGUCCCUGUGUCCGAUUUUGUCAUCGCUGUUCCAGGAUGGUAUACAGACAUCCAGCGGCGAGCGAUCCAAGACGCCGCCGCCAUUGCCGGCAUGAACGUCCUCCGUGUCAUCAACGACACCACAGCUGUCGCACUGGGAUAUGGUAUCACGAAAUCUGACCUUCCCGAUCCCGAAAACCCACGCCAUGUUAUGUUUGUCGACGUCGGACACUCAUCCAUGUCUGUCUCCAUCGUUGCUUUCGCAAAAGGCCAGCUAGCCGUCAAGGGUACCGGCUAUGAUCGUCACCUCGGAGGUCGCGACAUCGACUAUGCACUUCUGCAACAUUUUUCUGCAGAGUUCAAGCAGAAAUAUAAAAUUGACGUUUUGUCCAGCCCCAAGGGUACCUUCCGCCUGGCUGUCUCAUGCGAGCGUCUGAAGAAGAUACUGUCUGCUAACAUGGAGGCCCCUUUGAACGUCGAAUCCAUCAUGAACGACAUUGAUGCCUCGUCGAGACUCACGCGCGACGAAUAUGAAGGACUUAUAGCCCAUCUCCUUGAACGAAUCCCAGCCCCUAUCAAAGAGGCCCUCGCCGAGUCGGGACUUUCUGUCGAUCAGUUAGACUCGGUCGAACUCGUCGGUGGUACGACUCGUAUCCCUGCUGUGCGCGCUCAGAUUCAGGCUGCGCUCAAUGGAAAAGCCCUAUCGACGACUGUCAAUCAGGAUGAGGCAUGUGCUCGAGGUGCAACAUUCGCCUGUGCAUUCUUCUCGCCCACUUUCCGUGUGCGAGAGUUCAACGUCAAAGACAUCAACCAUUACCCCAUCAAGGUGACCUGGGACCGGGCACCUGGUGACCCCGACGAGGAUACCGAACUCGUUGUUUUCCCCCGUGGUAAUACUGUACCUUCCACCAAGGUCCUUACCUUUUACCGCAAGGAAGCCUUUGAGCUCCGCGCAGAGUAUGCAGAACCGGAGAAGUUACCAGGCGCCAUCAACUCCUGGAUUGCACGCUUUUCCGCGAAGUCUGUCCCUCCUGACCCAUCGGGUGAUCUCAACUGCGUGAAGAUAAAGACGCGGCUGAAUAUCCAUGGCACCAUGGGCUUCGAGAUGGCAUAUGUUGAGGUGGUCGAAGAGCGCGAGGAGCCGGCCGCGAUGGAAGUGGAUGGUGAAGCCGUUGAAAGCGCGCCCUCGAAGAAGAAGCGUACGGUCAAGAAGGUUAACGUGCCCUUCGUUACUGGCACCACCUCCCUUGACCCUACCAUCAUCGACAAGUGCAAGGAGCUUGAAGCGCAAAUGCACACCUCCGACAAGCUUGUCCAAGAUACUGAGGACCGCAAAAACGCGCUUGAGGAAUACGUGUACGAUAUGCGCGGUAAGCUAGAGGACCGCUAUGGGUUGUACGUAAAGGCAGAGGAAAAGGAGAAGCUUAUGGCAAUGCUUCAGGAGGCUGAGGAUUGGCUGUACAGCGAGGAGGGCGAGGACGCUACAAAAUCUGCCUAUGUUGCCAAACUCGAUGGCCUCAAAGUUGUUGGCGAUCUCAUCGUCAAUCGCUACCGCGAAGCCGAAAAGCGUCCCAAAGACAUCGCCCAACUACGCCAGACGAUCAACGAGUACUUUGCGCAGGCGACGUCCACAGAAGAGAAGUACGCACACAUCGACGAGAAGGACAAGCAGGGCGUUGUUGAGAAGUGCGCUACUGUUCAGAAGUGGCUCGAUGACCAAAUUGCAAGACAGGCAGAGCGUCCCAAGAACGACGACCCCGUGCUGAAAACGGCUGAUAUUCUGAAGAAGAGGGAGGAGCUCAUCUACUUUGCUGUACCCAUUCUUACGAAGCCGAAGCCGAAGCCCGUGAAGGUGGACCCAACACCGGCCGGAACGCCCACUGGUCGCCAGACUCCUCAGACCGGAACUCAGACGCCUGACCCUGGCACUCAACCACAGGGCGAAGCACCACCAAAGGCGGACGAGGAAGCUCGUGGACCACCCGAGAUGGAUGUUGAUUAGCUAGGCUGUUUUGCUCCCAAAUUUGCAUCGAGUCACAGUAAUCUGCAGCAAGUGUUGUUGGAUAGAAUGUGUAGACAUAUUUACUUAGUACCGCAGUGUCAUAUGAUAGUGCAACUCGAGCUUUUGCUGCGGAAAUC